GUUAUUCCCGAUCAUUGGAGGCAACGAUACCUCAAACGCCCAUCUCACCAAUCCUUUGCAUUCUCGACACUCGCUGAUCCGGCCAAUUCUGGUCCGUCUGUGACGGUAUUCAGCAGCCCCGCUAUACCCCGCCGACAGUUGACCGAAACCACAACCACACACCCCUGAAGCAACCUCGCUUUUCUUCCUUCUUACACACAUCACAUCUUGACUAUCAUAUCCAUCAUGGCUGCCUCCGCCCCUCAACUCUACAGCUUUCCGGACUCCGGCUCCUUGGCCCAGCAAUUAAGGCCUUAUAUCCUCCGGUCUCAAAAUGCUGCUCUGAAACGCCACGAUACCUUCCGCGUCGCAGUCUCGGGUGGCUCCUUGCCUGUCGUUCUGGCUAAGGCCCUCCUGGCUCCCGGUGACGGCUCUCAGGAAGAUACUCCUCAGUUCUCGAAAUGGGAGAUAUUCUUCGCCGAUGAGCGUAUCGUGCCCCUCACCCAUGAGGACAGCAACUACUAUCUGAUCAAGAAUGAGCUUCUCAACAAGAUCCCCUCGGAGCUGGGCACCCCGUCUGUGCACCCGAUUGAUGACACCCUCGUCAACCAGGACCCCCAGGAGGUUGCGGAUGCGUACCAAGAGGAUCUGAUGCGCUCGUUCGCCGCCAAGGACAGCGUCAAGCUCCCCGUGUUCGACCUUAUUCUCCUGGGCUGUGGACCUGAUGGCCACACCUGCAGUCUCUUCCCUGGACAUGACCUACUGCGCGAAAAGGACGCCUGGGUGGCUGCAUUGAGCGACUCGCCAAAGCCGCCCCCGAAGCGCAUCACCCUUACUUUGCCCGUUGUUACCCACGCCUACAACAUCGCUUUCGUCGCCACUGGAGGAGGCAAGAAGGAUAUCAUGAAGCAGAUCUUCGAUGCUGAGGAGGGACGGAGCCUCCCUUGUGCUCUGGUUAACCAGGGUGCGGGAGAGAAGGUUAGCUGGUUCACCGACCACCCGGCCAUUGACGGAGUUUCUUUCCCCAGACGCGGAAGCUUGUAAUUGGAGAGUCAGCAUGUCGAACUGAACGUUUAAAAUGAGUGGAGUGACUGUAUCUAUACUCAACGAAGUUUUCUUACGCCCUCGUCAACGCUAUUAGACCAUGACUGAACAAAAGUAUUGAUUCAUUAGUGUACUCCGUAUCAUAUCCGGGAAUCCAUGCAAUAAAAUACAAAUAAACAUAUUAAAC
This is a messenger RNA of Aspergillus wentii DTO 134E9, 1210 nucleotides long. Its product is annotated as 6-phosphogluconolactonase. The transcript has a single exon. The coding region runs from base 226 to 1023 and encodes 265 amino acids. The record is from RefSeq and is a predicted model, not a curated record. Gene Ontology annotation, molecular function: 6-phosphogluconolactonase activity. NCBI's taxonomy places the organism in Eukaryota, Fungi, Ascomycota, Eurotiomycetes, Eurotiales, Aspergillaceae. Gene Ontology annotation, biological process: pentose-phosphate shunt; carbohydrate metabolic process.